GACGUAAAGGCGGAAAAGAAGCUGGUAUUUCAGCUCCUUUCAGGUUUCCUUAGGCCAAAAAGAGUAAAGGGAAAAGCAAGAGGUCGUGAAGUAAUUGGAAAAAAGAUUUGCCUUUGUCAAAGAAAAGGUUACCUAUUGGAUGGUGAAACAGCAACAUGAAGAGCCAAUAGCACACGCCGAAACGAGUUGGAAGGCGGAACUUGAAAAAACGUCACUGAUGGGCGGGUUUUAGGCGUUUGAAGCUUAACAGACAGGCUCAGCACCCAAUGCGGGGUGGAAUAACUCGCGCUUUGCAAGGCGGCCGCCAAUAGAGGCAAGGAGGCUGGGCCAACCGGCUCAACACGACGCGAGGGGGAUAUUUCCGCGGACAGCCGGCAGCCAAUAGCAAUGACGUAGGGGAAGGGUGGAAACCGAAUCUUUGAUAGGCGGGAGCGCGGCCCAAUGCGAGGAGAGAGGCGAGAAAGGCUGAUUCUAGAAGCCAUUACGCCACUGCCGCAAACUAGAGGCUCUCUUUGGCGCGGGUUCCGCCGGGUGGCUGCGUGUCCUGCUGUUUCCCUGGCCUUCGUCAUCCUGAUUGGUCUCUGGACGUGACCUUGAGCUCGCAACUUCCCAUCUUGCUUUGGGCGUCCCAUGGCAAUGUCCUCUCCCCCAGCACCGCCAGCCAAAAAGCGGAAGAUGAACUUUUCGGAGCGGGAAGUAGAGAUCAUUGUGGAGGAGCUAGAGCGGAGCAAGCACCUGCUAAUCAACCACUUCAACGCAGGUGUCUCGCUGGCUGCCAAGGCGGCUGCUUGGCACAACAUCCAACGGCGCGUGAACGCCGUGGCCACCUGCCGCCGAGAGCUGCACGAGGUCAAGAAGAAAUGGUCGGACCUCAAGACAGAGGUGCGCCGUAAGGUGGCCCAGGUCCGAGCUGCGAUGGAAGGAGGUGGCGAUGGCCACGAUGGAACCGGGGAGAGCCAAGACGCGGAGGAGCCAACAGGAGUAACUGCUGCGCCUGUUAUACUCACCCCCAUGCAGCAACGCAUUUGCAACCUGCUGGGAGAAGCCACCAUUAUAAGCCUGCCUGCGGGAGACUGCACUACUGCAGAUGGGUCUGAAAUUCCGAUCACGGCUGCAGCCACGACGGUCACUCUUACCCAGAUUCCAGCAGAGACCACCUACCACAGCUUAGAGGACGGCGUCGUGGAGUACUGCACGUCGGAGCCCCCCACCUCCGUGGCCACCGAAGCGCCCUUGGAGAUGAUGGCCCAGCAAGCCGAGGUCUCCAUGAAGCCUCAGGAGCUGAAGAGCAGAAUCGCCCUCAACUCGGCCAAGCUCUUGCAGGAGCAGCGGGUGACCAACCUGCACGUCAAGGAGAUCGCCCAGCACCUCGAGCAGCAGAACGACCUGCUGCAGAUGAUCCGCCGCUCUCAGGAAGUGCAGGCGUGCGCGCAGGAGCGCCAGGCCCAGGCCAUGGAAGGGACGCAGGCCGCCCUGAGCGCCCUUAUCCAGAUCCUUCGCCCCAUGAUCAAGGACUUCCGGCGGUUCCUCCAAAGCAACACCCCCGCUCCUUCUGUGGCCGCGGAUCCCAGCCAGGCAGCCCAAAACGGACAGCAGGACAGUAUCAUUCAAUGAAGGUGAGCCUUACGAGACGGACUUUGUAGGGAGACGCAGCCCUCCAUCCUUGCUGGUGCAGGUGAAAUGGGUUCAGUGCCUGAAUUUAGAAACUGAAAGCAUCUUCUGGAUUGUUCUUCAUCCUGCUUUUUUUUUUUUAAAGAAACAUUUGCAUGGUUUAUUGGAAUGGCCUUUGUUGCGUAUACACAGGAAAACUCUGCUUUUUUUUUUUUUAAAAAAAGAAAGGUUUGGAAAGCAGGUUUUAUAUAACAGGAGGAAGAAAAAUAGCCUUUGGGGUUUUUAAAGAACUUUGGUAGGAAUAAUCACUUUGGGGAUUUUUUUCAGCUAAGGAGUAGUGCCUGUGAGUAAUGGGGAGAGUCCUGGGUCAAUAAAAGAACUGACAUGCAA
Molecule: messenger RNA, 2001 nt
Organism: Heteronotia binoei (common prickly gecko)
Lineage: Eukaryota; Metazoa; Chordata; Lepidosauria; Squamata; Gekkonidae
Gene: NAIF1
Product: nuclear apoptosis inducing factor 1
Exons: 3
Coding region: 631-1614 (327 amino acids)
Cellular component (GO): nucleus
Source: RefSeq, a predicted model, not a curated record